UCGGUUUGAUUUCAUUUCAUUUCAUUUUGUUCGGCACAUGUAAAAUUUGUUCGAAAAUUUUCGUCUCCUUCUUCGGUGUGUCAUUUACGAUAACAUUUUAUUUUUUUUUCUUUCGGAUUUCGUUUGAUUGUUGUUUAUGUUUGUGUUGAGUCAAAAUUUGAAGAAGAAAAAAAUGGUCCGAAUUCGAUAGUAAUUUCUUGGAAAUUUCCUGUCGUAUCGAAACAUCAGCCACAGUAGCCACAGCCGCGGCAGUAGGACAGAAGAGAGAGAGAGAGAUAGAGAAAAAAUGCUACGGUUUAAAUUGAGAGUGCGAACGCAGAAACCGUGAGCCAAAUUUACAAAUGCUAUUAAAUUUGACCGAGAAAUGAAAAACAUCUGCAUUUCAUUUACUUUCCAUUCAAACAACAGUUCAUCUGGUUUCCUUCCAAAAGAUAAAUAUGUUGAGUAUUUGUAAAGAGAAUUCUCUUGCAGAAAAAAAAAUUAAAAUUUUCGGUGUAUUCGAAAUUAAAAAAAAAAAAAAAAUGCCGUGUGUUUGAUGCAGUGGUGUUCGGAGAUAAGUUGAUAUCGUGUGUGCUAUUAUAUGCCUGCGUUCGUACGGUAUUUUUCGCUCACUCUUUCUCUAUCUCUUUUGCUCGUAAUGUUGUGCAUUGACCGUGCAGCGUUCCGAUGAUAGGAAGUGGCUGUACUGGUCUCGUGGCCUCGUAUUGGGUGUUUACUCAGAUGAAAAAACCAAAUCAAAUAAGCUCACCAAAGCCGCCGAAAAAUACAAUGCACAAACCAACGGACAGCUGUUGCAAUUGAUUGACCUGUCCGCUUCGAACUAAUUUCAAAUGCGUAAUCCACACAAAAUCAGAUAAAUCACUUGCAACAAGACAAGCAAAUAAGUUAAUUGUUAGCUACAAAAACUGAACAGAAAAAAAAACGAAACUAAAACCCAUACAGACACACACACAUUGAGAAAGAGUGAGAGCAAAAGUGAGAAAGGUAGUUGGGGUGUGUGUGAGAGAGAGCAAGAGCGAGAGAUAGAGAGUGAGCAAAAGAGGAUAGAACACACACACACACACACUCAAUAUACUCAGAACUAUAUGAAUUUCCGCAACCCAUCUUGAUUAAUCGACUAGCCAAACGCAUUCACAAUUGAAACAAAUUGUAAAGCGAGAUUGCACGAUUAACAGAGAGCAAAAUCCGUUCAGGUUCUCUUCCCCCAGUUUGAUUGUGCGCCCGUGAUUGAGACCGCAAAAACGAGAGUGACAAAUAGCAGCAUAACAAAGCAACCAAACACACGCAAACGUAGCAAAAGAAAAAAAUCAUUUCAACCAAGUUUAAUUGUGGCAUUGAGAUUAUCUGAGCAGUGGAAAUUCGACCGGAAGACGAUACAAGAUCAUCACACGGCACACGACCCAAUACAAACUAAAGCAAAGACUUGAAGAAAUAUAAAAUACGGUUAAAUUGAUUCCAUCCAUAUUGGCAAUUAGCUUAGAUUACGUUAAGACGCUUACAAUUCUAAGGUUAGAGACGGGGAAAUCGAGAAAGAGUUAAGGGAUUAACAAAACGACAAGAUGUCAAGACGCCAGUCAUCGCCUCAUGUCAGUGGCGGAGCCAAUGCAACGAACAACAAUACGUUGAGUGGAUUGAAUGCAUCGUCAUCAUCAUCGUCGGUCGCAAUGUUUCAGCAGCAAAAUCAAAACCAGCCCGAUAAUUCGUCGAGUCGAAUACAAGCCAACCCAUCGUCCAGUGUUCAUGUUUCAGCUGGCGCCAGCAAUUCCGUUGACGACGAUGCUGCUGCACAAAGUUCAUAUACCGGUCGACACCACGGUAACAGUAUCAGCAGUAACAAAAGAUCUAUCGCAUUGAAUGGCAUCGGUUCGACGGUCGAGAAUAAAAAUGUCGAUUUUCUGUGCCCCAUUUGCUUUGAUUUAAUCAUCGAGGCGCAUAUCACACGUUGCGGCCACACAUUCUGCUUUCGAUGCAUCACCAAAUCCGUGGAAAUAUUCAAACGUUGCCCAAAAUGUAGCUACACACUAUCCACCUGCGAAAAUAUCUUCCCGAAUUACCUGCUCGACGAACUGAUUACAAAAUAUAAGAUUAAAAAGCAAAUCCAUGACAAAAUCAUUGGCGGCCGAACCAGCCGAGGUGCUACAGUUGUUGAAGAAGCACUCGGACCGGCCGGCGAUGGUCUAAAAAAUUUCCUUACAUCUGAAUCACAAAAGUUGACGCUACCUGACGUUAAUAUCAUUAUGGAUAUUUUGCAACAGCGCAAACAAUUACUCGAAGCCGAAUCGAAUACCGCACAAAAUCGAUUGUUGUACGAUUUUCUGAAGCAAUUGCUGCAGUUAAAGGAGAAGAAAAAGACUCUAAUCGAAAAUGAGAUUGACUUAAUUCAAAAAGAUUUGGCCGAAGUGGAAUUUCUACUGAAAAAUACGACGAUGGAUACAGCAGCGGCAGCUGCAUCGGCUGCAAUGCCAGCCGCCUCAUCAACAGCAGUAGCAGCGGUAUCGUCAGCGAUUGCCACUAAUUUUCUAGACACGCCAAUGACAACGAGUGCCACUGAGGAAAAUGAAGCGGAAGGCGAAGCAUUGCCCCAUUCGAAUUCAAUGUCCAAAGACUCGGCAGCGCGUACCGAAAGCUUUGAAACGGUUCUGAGUGGCGAUGAUGGUUUCAACACCCUCAAACCAGCACCAACAUCGCAGACAUACGUAUCACGCAAGCGACGAAUGUACGCCCAUUUCGAUGACUUUGUCACAUCAUAUUUCAUAAUUCGAAAUCAAGAUCUGAUGAUCGGUCCAAAAGAUGAGGUCAAAAUGGAUGAGAGCGGUGGUGGUUUUGGCAAAAAACUCGAUCUCGAUCCAAAUACAAAGCGCAAAAACCCGAGCCUUGAUUUAUUCCGUGAGAAUUUAGUGUCAUUUUCCAAAUACAAUACGCUUCGGCCGUUGGCCACCAUGCAUUAUUCAAGCGAUUUGCACAACAAUUCCACCAUUGUAUCUACCAUUGUGUUCGAUAAGGAUAAUGAAUUUUUUGCCAUCGGUGGCGUUACACGACGUAUCAAAAUCUUUGACUACUUGGCUGUGGUUCGUGAUACCGUUGACAUUCACUAUCCGAAUGUUGAAAUGAUAUCGAACAGUAAGAUUUCGUGCAUCACAUGGAAUUCAUACUAUAAACAUGUGAUGGCAUCGAGCGAUUACGAGGGCGCUGUCACACUGUGGGACGUUCAAACUGGCACACAAACGAGAACAUUUAACGAGCAUGAGAAACGUUGUUGGAGCGUUGAUUUCAAUAAUAUUGAAGCCCGUUUGAUUGCAUCCGGUUCGGAUGAUGCACGUGUCAAACUAUGGUCAACACAAGACGAACGUUCGAUUGCAACGCUCGAAGCCAAAGCAAAUGUGUGCUGCGUCAAAUUCAAUCCGAAGAGCCGAUAUCAUUUGGCUUUCGGUUCGGCCGAUCAUGAUGUUCACUACUACGAUUUACGGAAUAUGUCAAAGGCGCUGUGUGUGUUCAAGGGCCACAAAAAGGCCGUUUCAUAUGUGAAAUUUUUGAAUACCAACGAAAUCAUUUCGGCCAGCACUGAUAGCCAACUGAAAUUAUGGAAUGUCAAUCAGCCGCCGUACUGUUCGCGUUCGUUUGUCGGUCAUGUAAACGAGAAGAAUUUCGUGGGUUUGGCUACGGAUGGUGAUUAUAUUGCAUGUGGUAGCGAAGACAAUGCACUGUACAUUUACUAUAAAGGGCUGUCGAAGCCAUUGUUCAAUUUCCGCAUUGAUAGCUGUAGCACGGGUAAUGUGAAUAGCAACGGAAUGAUCAGCAGCAGUGUGCGCGGUUCGGUCGGUGCAGGCAGUGGCGGUGGUGGUGGUGGUGGCAGCAGUGGCAUCAGUUCGAAUGCAGUCGGCAGUAGUGGAAUCAGCGGAACCGCCUCCGAAACCGAUCGCUUCAACGAUGUCAAUGAAUUUGUGUCAGCCGUUUGCUGGCGAAAACAGUGCAAUGUUGUAUUGGCCGCUAACAGUCGAGGACUAAUCAAAGUCCUGGAACUCGUUUAAAUUUGUCGUUUUUUUUUCUCUUUAAAUUUGUUCAAUUUAUAUGAAGCGAAAAAAAAAAGAAAUGGAAGGAAAGAAAAAAAAAAGCGAGGAAAAAAGAAUUAUUUGCAGUUAAAUUUUGAGAAAAGUUCAAGUCGAAUAAAACCUCGUUUUUAUUUAUGAUUUCAUCAUUGUACGAAACCAAGCGAAAUUGGGACAAUAAAAAAAAAUCCAAACAAAAAAUUAUGUGACAUGAUGACAUUCAAUUCCAUGUUUCGAAACCAAAAUCCAUGGGAUCACCAUUAAAUCGCUGGGCUGAGAGAACAUGUGUAUUCCAAAUACCAAACAAACUUUCGAGUUUGCUGACUGAUGAUGAUAACAACAAUAGUUUUUUUUUUCUCGUCCGAUGACAGAUGAACAAAACCAAAACCUACAAUCGACAAACUAAAAUUUAUCGUAAACGAAGCGUAAGAUAGUAGUGAUGCCAAUGUUAGAAAUGUGGAUUAAAAACCAACAGAAAUUUGUGGGCAAUAAUAAAAUCAUAUUAUCCAGUAACUGUAUUUAGAUUAGACAAUAUUUAUUAUGUUAACAAAAGAAGAGAGAACAAUGCAAAUAAUGAUGUGUGAUUUCAUUUGAAAACUAAACGAGACAAACAGAAAAAAAUUGUUCGUAAAAUCAAAACUAUCUAUCUUACAAAUAGAAAAUGAAAAUGUCCGGCUCUAGAAAAUGCUAAUACUUAAUUCAACCCUAGAUAGAAUGAGGGCAAAAAUAAACAAUACAAAUCCAACUAAUUCGAAUAACCAAUUCUAGUGUCUGCUAAGACAAUUUCAAUAAUCUGAUGACAAAAGUGUACAAUUUUCUAUUUAAAAACACGCUCAGCUCAAUUCCAUUCGAAUUUCAUUUCUAUUAUUUCACACCGAGAAAUUCUUCACAUCGAUGCAUGAGUAAAAUAAAUGUCAACGAUUGUGAAACAGAUUUAUCAAAUGGUACCGUCUAUUUUUAGCCAUUUUCUCACAAUACGAAAGUGGCCACUGUCCACUGUCUCUCUGCCUCUCAAUUCAUCUCUUUUUAUUCCAAAUCAUUUCACACGCUAGCUUCAAAAAUAUAUCAUACCAUUUCAUAUAGUCAAUUAAAAGUUUCCGUCAUCACAUAUACCUAUAUUUUGUGAUGGAUGUGUGAUUUAAUUGAAAAUGCAUUUUCAACAAAUCCAUUGUAAAUCUUCCACAAUUUCGCCGCUCUCAAAUGUCCAACGAUGAUCUGUAGAAACGAAUAUUUUGGUUGAAUGAAAAUUAUGAGAGAAAAAAAACAGACAAUUUUUUUGAUACGUUUAUUUAUCGUUUAUUUACUUGGUUCAAAUGACUAUAUAUAAUAUAUAUAUAUAUUUUAUGAGAAAAUUUACAAAGAGAAAGAAAAAAAAAAUGAACAAAUUUAACUAAGAAACCGGAUAGGAAUGAAACAUGCGAUAAAUGAAACUAAAUAGACGUAUUUAAAUUAUGUUAGACACAACUAGAUACCGCGUUUAAUUUAAAUUCAAUUGACAAUUGACUUAGGAUUUCGAGACGAAAAUGAACAACCAACAAAUAGUGACAAACAACUUAAAUAAAUUCGAGAAAGAAAUAAAAACUUAAUGAAUAAAAAGAAAACAAACAAAAAAUGUUCACUAGUAUUUAAUUCAUUUUAUGAUUAAAAAAGAAGAAAAAAUCAAACAAAUGCAUAGAAAUUAUUGUUGAGCGAUUUCAUUGCUCGGAAAUAAAAAUCAUUUACAAAUCACAGCCACUUUUUUCAGUGGUCCAAAUAUAUAUAUACAUACAUUUAUUUGAGCUUUAAAAUUACAAAUGUUUCUUCUGGUGCGCACAAUAUUAUUUCAAACUCGAUGGUAUUCAAUUGUGUAGAAGGCUUUCGACUACUUUGGCCAAACCACACAAAAUGACGAGAACCAAUUGUAGCUAAAAACAAGAGACAACAAAAAU
Sitodiplosis mosellana (orange wheat blossom midge) is the source of this 5974-nucleotide messenger RNA. RefSeq names its product cytosol aminopeptidase-like. Gene Ontology annotation, cellular component: cytoplasm. The coding region runs from base 1560 to 4028 and encodes 822 amino acids. The transcript has 3 exons. Gene Ontology annotation, biological process: proteasome-mediated ubiquitin-dependent protein catabolic process. Gene Ontology annotation, molecular function: metalloaminopeptidase activity; manganese ion binding; ubiquitin protein ligase activity. NCBI's taxonomy places the organism in Eukaryota, Metazoa, Arthropoda, Insecta, Diptera, Cecidomyiidae. The record is from RefSeq and is a predicted model, not a curated record.